Penicillium verrucosum is the source of this 702-nucleotide messenger RNA. RefSeq names its product putative 26S proteasome non-ATPase regulatory subunit Nas2. NCBI's taxonomy places the organism in Eukaryota, Fungi, Ascomycota, Eurotiomycetes, Eurotiales, Aspergillaceae. Gene Ontology annotation, cellular component: cytoplasm; nucleus. Bases 1 to 702 code for a protein of 233 amino acids. The record is from RefSeq and is a predicted model, not a curated record. Gene Ontology annotation, molecular function: protein binding. The transcript is spliced from 4 exons. Gene Ontology annotation, biological process: proteasome regulatory particle assembly.
AUGGACAAUGAUAUUCAUGCUCCAACUGUUGCCUCUGGACCGGCAUCUGGGGCUGCUCCCCGCGAUCUGUCCAAGUUGUCGAUGCCAGAUCUGAUGCAGGAGAAAGAACGCAUCGAGGCGGAACUGUCAGCUCUUAGUAGCGUCCUCCAGUCGCAUGGAGUACGCAUGACUUCAUCUCUUACCACCUUCGACGGUUUCCCCCGUGAUGAUAUCGACAUCGCGCAAGUUCGCACAACACGCGUGCGCAUUAUCCACCUACGGAACGACCACAAGGAGGUGAUGCAACUUAUCGAGAAAGGUGUCCACGCACAUUUCGCCAACCUACAAAAUACGCAAGGCGCCAGCCCAACUACGAAUGGCACCAACGUUCCACCGGCUGCGCAAUCAUUGACGAAUACCACCGCGUCGGGGACACCCUUUGCCAAGGUCAAUAGCGUGGUUUCGGGAAGUCCAGCAGACCAGGCAGGACUGAAAGCUGGCGAUGCAAUUCGAGGUUUUGGGAAUAUCAAUUGGCUGAACCACGAGCGCCUUUCAAAGGUUGCGCAAGUGGUUCAAGAAAAUGAAGGGCGGGCAGUAUCGGUCAAAGUCAGCCGGAAGGAUGAAGGAAACACUGAAACCACAACGGAGUUGGACCUCCAGCUCACCCCUCGACAGAAUUGGGGCGGCCGUGGCCUUUUAGGAUGUCACUUGGUUCCGCUAUAA